CCCCCUUGUACAUGUAUCCUUUAUUCCCCUUCUGGGUUAGACACAGCGCAAACCAUGCACCACUACAGCAAACGCAGUAACUUUACCUGGAACGGAACCCUGAAAGAGCUGGGUAACUACUCCUGCUGUGAGCGAGUACGGGCCAGCAUGGCAGCCCCCGGCAGCUCCAGCGGACUAGAGGUUCUCCUGUCUACUCUGCAGAAUGCAGGGGACAUUGAGAGCACCCUCAAUAUCCUCAAUGUGCUGGAUGAGCUGCUUUCAGCUGGCACAGACAGACGGAUCACCUACAUGAUCUCGAAGGGGGGUAGCGAGGCUCUCCUAAGCGCCCUGGUGACCACAGCCAGGACCUUCUCCCCCAACUUCACCAUCCUCCUCCCCCUGCUGCACCUCCUGGCCAAGGUCGGACACAGAGACCGUCGUAUUGGGAUGAAGGCAGAGAAGGCGGAGGCUGUGCUGCCAACUCUGACUCUGCUGAAACAGAAUGUAAAGCACACCAGGAGGAGGGCAGCCUGCCUUUGGGUCCUCCAGGUUUUCUGCUCCUCUGUCACCACUGCUACGCUGCUGGGACAAAACCGAGGCCUGGACGUUAUAUUCAGACUGAUACCCCUUCACACUACGAGGCACAAACGCACCGUCAAGGCAGCAAUCGAUGCACUGGCAGCACUUUUAUGUUCAAAGGCCAAUGUCAGGGCCGCUGUGGCCAAGGGUUACGUGUCUGCCCUGUUGAAGCUGUAUGAGGACUGGCACAACAAGGACCCGGACCAUGAGACCAUCCCCAUCCGCCUGGCCCUGCUCCAUUGCCUGCACCAGACCACCCACUGCAGCGCUGGCCGGGUCGCUCUGGUGGCACAGGGGGGCAUCAGCCUCCUCUACCACACCACACAGACCUGCCUGGCCAGUAACGGUCUGGAAUAUCUGGUGGAGUAUGCUGUCCAGCUGAUGAGGAAGUGCUAUCCUAAAUGUCCCCUGCCUCUGACCUCGGAUCAGAGUGUUUAUACCUUCCCCCUGCCUGGGAGGCCUGCUGACACUGCUCCAGGACCCCAAGAUGUCAGCUUCGAAGAUGAUAGUGACGACGACAUUGAAAAUGAAGAGGCUGACUGCGGCAAGGAAUAUGAUGAUGACCUGGAGUCAGACGUGAACAAGCUGCGGUCCCGGCCAGAACCUGACAGGCCCCUGGAGCAGCUGGGUCAGUACGUCAGACUGUGUCCUGAACUCCACCACGACUUCCAGGACUUGGACUCGGACUCUGAGGUAGAUUCAAGCUCCGAUGAGGAGGGUUUACUCAAUGAGGACUUCAGGACUGAUGGAAGAUCCAGAGUAAAUCUCAGAGAUUCUCCAUCCCAUUCUCCCCUGGAGCACCCAGUCUCAACAGUAGAGGGAGACCAGGAUGGCAAAGGAGAACCUCCAGAGAACCAUCUGCAGGCCUGUGACUUCCACAGCCACUUCCUGUCUAGCUCCAGUGUGAAGCAGGACAGCCACCCUAGCAUGGUAGACAGGCUGCUGGAGAAACACGGGGCCCGCAUCCCCCACCAUGACCCACGCAUGUACACCGCAGCAGCAGCCCUCACCAAGUCCAUCCCUGAGUAUUCCAUCUUAGCCUUCCCUGACUUCUGGGGACAUCUCCCUCCACAGAGUAAAGAGCCAAUGGCUGGAAGGAAACCCAAUGUGCAAAGGAAGAAGGUGUUUGAGGACAUCCAGCGUCUCCUCAACCCUGAGGACGUUAUUGAUGAAGUUGUGUUUGACCUGGAGGACCGCAGCUCCCAGGGCUCUCCUGAUCACUCCGACUCCCUGAGCUUCUUCUCCAAGUUUGAGUGCGGGAACCUGCGCAAAGCCGUUCACGUCCGUAGUCACGAGUACGAUCUGAUCCUGAACGCGGACGCCAACUGCUCCCAGCACCACCAGUGGUUCUAUUUCGAGGUCAGCGGUAUGGCGGCAAACGUGCCCUAUCGCUUCAACAUCAUCAACUGUGAGAAAGCCAACAGCCAGUUCAACUACGGGAUGCAGCCUGUACUGUACUCUGUCAGAGAGGCUCUGGAAGGACGACCCAACUGGGUCAGAACUGGAACUGAGGUCUGCUACUACAGAAACAGCUUCUGUCCGAGCCGAGGCCAAAAGAGCUCUUCCUUCUACACCCUGACCUUUACCGUGACCUUCAAACACAACGAAGACGUGUGCUACCUGGCCUAUCACUACCCCUACACCUACUCUGCCCUCCAGAGUCACCUGCAGGUGCUGCAGCGGUCAGUGGACCCUCGCAAGUUGUUUUUCCGCCAGCAGAGUCUGUGUAACACACUUGCUGGUAACCCCUGUCCCCUGGUCACUAUCACUGCCUGCCCCUCCUCCAAAAGCUGGAAGGACUUGCAUCAGCUGCGUAACCGUCCGUGUGUAGUACUGACAGCACGGGUCCACCCUGGGGAGAGUAACGCCAGCUGGGUGAUGAAGGGAACCCUGGAGUUUCUGUGUAGCAGUGACCCGGUGGCUGAGACACUGAGGGAGGCCUACAUCUUUAAGAUUAUCCCCAUGCUCAACCCUGACGGGGUCAUCAACGGCACUCACCGCUGCUCUCUGAACGGUGAAGAUCUCAACAGACAGUGGAUGAAGCCUGAUCCUGUUCUGAGCCCUACUAUAUACCACGCCAAGGGCUUCCUCUACUACCUCAACAGCAUCGGCAGGACACCCCUGGUGUUCUGUGAUUACCAUGGUCACUCGCGGAAGAAGAAUGUGUUCCUGUACGGCUGUAGUGUGAAGGAGACUGUAUGGCAGUCAGGUUCUGCUGUCAAUACUGCCACUCUGAAGGAGGACCCAGGAUAUAGGACCAUCCCUAAGACUCUGGACCGGAUAGCCCCAGCCUUCUCCUUCAACAGCUGCAACUACCUUGUGGAGAAGUCCCGAGAGGCCACAGCCCGGGUGGUGGUCUGGAGGGAGAUGGGUGUGCUCCGGAGCUACACCAUGGAGAGCACCUACAAUGGCUGCGACCAGGGCGUCUUUAAGGGCAUGCAGACUGGCACGGGGGAAUUGGAGGAGAUGGGGGUGAAGUUCUGUCAGUCGCUGCUCUCCCUGAGGAGGAACACCAUGCUGUACAACAGGAGAGUCAUCAGCCAGCCAACCUUGCUCAACCUGGAUGACAACCUCCUAGACCACAAGUCCCGCAACUGCUUCGAGGAUGAUGAGCCACCUUGUGUAGAGGAAAUUGAGUACCUGAAUGACAGCUUCCCCGAGCCCAACAGAAAUGAUCUGGACUCUGAGGUCAAUGGCAACACAUCCAGCGCUGAGGAGGAGGAAGAUGACGAGGAAGAGCACCAGACAACCGGGAACAGUCGACGACGCUCAAUGAAGUCCCGCCUCUAUCCUCACUUGAUAGGCCCAGAGACUCUGAACAUCAAGAGGAGCCCAUGCAAUGGGAUGAACAUUUCAAAUGGACAGUAUCUGAGCUAAGGUAUCACAAGGACAUUCCCCCAAAGCACUUAUUUCCUUUUUUUAAUAAUACAUUUGAUAAUGGAAAUUCUAAUGUAUAUGGUUGCUAAGUUAGUGGCUAUUUCCCUUAGGCUUUUAGAACAGUGGAUAUAUAAACUAUAGCAGUAGAAUAGUGGACAAUGGCUUUGUAUGAUUUGUAUAUGCCUUCGUAUGAGAUGCAUGUGAAGGAUAGUCCGGCAUGACGUGGGCUUGUUGAGGCCAUAUUCCCUACAGAGAGCCUAAAGUAAAUAGGUAUAUGGCUGAAGUAGGGUACUAGACAAUAUUAUAUUAUAUGAGAUUAUACUUAUAUUAUUUGUGUAUAGUAAAUGUAUCAAAUACAUCAGAAAUAGGUUGGGGCUGUCACAAAGUUUACCUAUUAUUAACAUGCAGUAUGAUCUAAGUUCCAAAAUAACGGGCCACCAUAAUCAUUGUUAUAUAUUUAACAUUCACAACCUGCAAUGCAUUUACAUAGAGCUAACCAGCAAACUGUAGUUACUUUGGGGGAAAAUAUAUUUAUAUUUUUUGAAAUUAUAUAAAUAUGAAGUAUUAACUAAACACAUUUUGCUAGUUGACCGUUUUCAUAAUGUCUAAAGAUGAUAGUAUUGACUAAUAACUGUUCGUUAUAAAUGUUCCAUUCUCCUUCCUCUUAAAUAUGUUGGAACCGAAGAGCACUACAAUAAAAUAGACUUUUAUUGAA
Molecule: messenger RNA, 4150 nt
Organism: Salvelinus fontinalis (brook trout)
Lineage: Eukaryota; Metazoa; Chordata; Actinopteri; Salmoniformes; Salmonidae
Product: cytosolic carboxypeptidase 4
Exons: 24
Coding region: 55-3435 (1126 amino acids)
Biological process (GO): proteolysis; protein side chain deglutamylation; C-terminal protein deglutamylation
Molecular function (GO): metallocarboxypeptidase activity; zinc ion binding
Source: RefSeq, a predicted model, not a curated record